AUGGGGUUCAAACAGUGGUUACUUUCCCUGGCGGUAGUCGCAUUUUCAGCUACCGCUACCCAGGCGAGAGUUGAUGAUCCAGCCGGAAAGGCUGCUCAAUAUCACAAGGAAUAUGCGUUGUUUAGAAGCGCAAAUAUGCCUUCACCCGACAAAUUAGCUACCGGAGUUGGUUUCCACUCUUUCCGCAUUCCUGCUGUCGUCCGUACCAACACUGGUCGUAUCCUCGCAUUUGCUGAAGGGCGCCGCCAUAACAACAGAGACUACGGCGACAUCAACCUUGUCUACAAGCGUACGAAGUCUCCCACCAACAACGGCGAAAACCCAACUGACUGGGAAUCCUUGCGUGAGGUCGUCGGGACUGGCCCGCAUACCUGGGGCAAUCCUACUCCAGUUGUUGAUGGCAACACCAUCUAUCUCUUCUUGUCUAUGAACGACGGUGCUUAUAGUCAGAAUGGAGGCAACACCCUACCAGACGGAACAAAAACCAAAAAGAUUGAUUCUACUUGGGUUGGCCGUCGUCAUCUCUAUCUCACUACUAGCACUGAUGAUGGUGACACCUGGACUAAGCCUGUGGACAUGACCAAGACUUUGACACCAGAUGGCCAGGCAUGGGAUGCUGUCGGCCCUGGCAAUGGUAUCAAAUUAUCCACUGGUGAACUAGUCAUUCCGGCACAAGGCCGCAACAUCAUUGGGCGUGGACCAUCAGGCAACCGUACCUGGUCCAUGCAGAUUCUCAAAGGCGCUGGAUCCGAGGGUACUAUCUGCCAAACACCUGAUGGAAAGCUCAUGCGCAACGACCGUCCAGGUCCUAUGGGCCAUCGCUCUGUCGCCCGUGGCACUCUUGCUGGCUUAGGUCCUUUUGCUACUGAUAACGGUCUUCCUGACCCUGCCUGCCAGGGCUCGAUCCUAAGCUACAAUAGUGAUGAGCCGGCUAGAACUAUUUUCAUGAACUCUGCCUCCACAGACCGCCGUACAGCUAUGCGUGUACGUAUCAGUUACGAUAAGGAUGCAGCCAAAUUCAACUUCGGACGUGAAUUGAAGGAUGCUCCACUAGGAAAUGUUGGAAAUGAAGGUGGCUACUCCAGUAUGACGAAGACGAGUGACUAUAAGAUUGGUGCCUUGGUUGAGAGUGACUGGUACGAGGAUAAAGGUGGAGAAAAGUCGCAUCGUUGCAUUAUCUGGCGCCGUUUCAACUUGUCCUGGAUUAUCAAUGGCCCAAACAACUAG
This is a messenger RNA of Trichophyton rubrum CBS 118892, 1227 nucleotides long. RefSeq lists its product as uncharacterized. The transcript has a single exon. Gene Ontology annotation, biological process: oligosaccharide catabolic process; ganglioside catabolic process. Gene Ontology annotation, cellular component: membrane; intracellular membrane-bounded organelle; cytoplasm. Bases 1 to 1227 code for a protein of 408 amino acids. Lineage: Eukaryota; Fungi; Ascomycota; Eurotiomycetes; Onygenales; Arthrodermataceae. The record is from RefSeq and is a predicted model, not a curated record. Gene Ontology annotation, molecular function: exo-alpha-sialidase activity.